Messenger RNA from Leptonychotes weddellii (Weddell seal), 664 nucleotides. The record is from RefSeq and is a predicted model, not a curated record. Lineage: Eukaryota; Metazoa; Chordata; Mammalia; Carnivora; Phocidae.
UUAAGAGCGCGAACGGUGGUGUGUGCGCCGGGAGGCAGGUGAUCUGGCGGAACUGUCGCGAACUGCUCCACUGGGCGCUGGCCUUGCUACUUCCCCAUGGGGAGGCAGUUUUUUAGUUUAUGGCCGGAAGUAAUUGGAUUGUGAUUGGAGGGAUGGGCGGACUAGGAGCGCAUUCUUCCAAACCACUGUUUGCGAGGUUGCUCUGGGUUACUUUAAAAAUCACCAUGUCUUCUUCCAUGGGGCUCCGUUUGGCUGCUUGUUUACUAAAUAUUUCAGAAGCCAGAAGAAAAUACAUUGUUGAGAACAUAGCACAAGCAUCUCUUCAUGAAAAAAAUGGGCAGAAAUAACCUGAAGCAUCAAUGCUCAAUAUAUUUUCAUUUUCUGAUCAAGACUACAUCAAAUCAGUCAUUACAAUAUCGGCUUCUAUUAAUGAAUUAGGGUUGAGUGACUAUGAGCCGGUGCAAGUUAAUUCCAGCCAAGCUGCCUCAAAUGGAGUGGAGUGGUAUCGAGAGGGGUUUAAGCAGGCUCCGAGGCUCCCACUAGUGCUUGGUGGCUAAAACAUGAGACAGUCUGGACUCCAAGGGCUUCUGAACCCUGAGUUUCCAAGGUUCCCAAAAACUGCAGUUGCUACAUCGCAAUGCCCUUAUGGAAUUCCCAUCUGCCA